Molecule: messenger RNA, 4112 nt
Organism: Onychostoma macrolepis
Lineage: Eukaryota; Metazoa; Chordata; Actinopteri; Cypriniformes; Cyprinidae
Gene: hip1
Product: huntingtin interacting protein 1
Exons: 31
Coding region: 350-3394 (1014 amino acids)
Biological process (GO): endocytosis; actin filament organization; clathrin coat assembly
Cellular component (GO): presynapse; actin cortical patch; extrinsic component of postsynaptic membrane
Molecular function (GO): actin filament binding; clathrin-cargo adaptor activity; phosphatidylinositol-3,5-bisphosphate binding
Source: RefSeq, a predicted model, not a curated record
GAAGAACUCCUCCUCUAGUCUGUAUUUUGUGGUCCGUACCUGUCACAUAAUAUUUAGUCCAGCGUCUUAAGCGCUUCCCUUUAAACGUUUAUGACUCGCGUUCUUCAUGCAGUGGCUUUUCUAGAGCGUUCUUGAGAGUCUAGCCAUCUGCCAAUCUGCUCUUCGGCGCGCGAGGAGGACGAGGGGGAAAUAAGAGAAGGAGAGAGGGACUAUUCGAUACUGAACCGGACACAUGUUGAGUUAACGGACCGUUCCUGCUCCCUCCGCCUCCCUCAGCGGAUUCGCAGUCUGCUUUUGAUUCCCGAGCAGGGAACCGGUUCAGCUUCGCUUCCAUAACCCCGUUUGAACUAUGGACUCGAAUAAAAUGGCAGUGAGCAUCAACAAAGCCAUCAACACACAGGAGAUUGCUGUCAAAGAGAAGCAUGCCAGGACGUGCAUAUUGGGCACGCAUCAUGAGAAGGGGGCUCACACAUUCUGGCUUGCUGUCAACCGCCUGCCCCUUUCCAGCAAUGCUGUGCUCUGUUGGAAAUUUUGCCACGUCUUCCACAAGCUGCUGAGGGACGGCCAUCCAAAUGUCAUUAAGGACUCCAUGCGGCACAAGGCUGACCUGAACGACAUGAGCAGGAUGUGGGGUCAUCUGAGUGAAGGCUACGGCAAGUUGUGCAGCAUCUACCUCAAACUGCUCAUCACCAAAAUGGAGUUUCACAUCAAAAAUCCUCGUUUCCCAGGCAACCUUCAGAUGUCAAACAGACAGCUUGAUGAGGCGGGUGAGAACGACGUCAAUAAUUUCUUUCAGUUGACGGUGGAGAUGUUUGAUUACUUGGAAUGUGAGCUGAACCUUUUCUUAGGCGUGUUCAGCUCGUUGGAUAUGUCUCGCUCCGUGUCGGUGACGGCAGCCGGUCAGUGUCGUCUGGCCCCUCUUAUCCAGGUCAUUCUGGACUCUAGUCAUUUGUAUGACUACACCGUUAAACUGCUCUUCAAACUCCACUCCUGUCUGCCAGCAGAUACUCUGCAGGGCCACAGGGAUCGCUUCCAGGAGCAGUUUAAGAAGCUGAAGAGUCUGUUCUAUCGCUCCAGUAACCUGCAGUAUUUCAAGAGACUGAUUCAGAUCCCACAACUUCCUGAGAAUCCGCCAAACUUCCUGCGGGCAUCAGCUCUCUCCGAGCACAUCAGUCCAGUGGUGGUGAUUCCGGUGGAGUCUUCGUCCCCUGAGAGCGAACAUGUUCUAGAGACAGAAGACCUGGUGGACACGGACAUCCCACCUUUACCGUGCACUGUGGACACCAAAUUCGACGACCUCUUUGGCACCUCAGCUGCUACAGACCCGUUCAACUUCAACAGUCAGAACGGCAUGCGUAAAGAUGAGAAAGACCGUUUGAUUGAGCAGCUCACAGCAGAGCUACAGGCCCUGAAAGAGGAGCUGGAGUCCUUCAGAUUGGAGAGUGGCCGUCUUUGUCAAGCACUGCGGGGGCGUGUGAAUGAGCUGGAGGCGGAGCUUGCGGAGCAGACUCACCUGAAGCAGCAGGCAUUGGGUGAGAGCGAGUUCCUGAGGGUGGAGCUAGACGACCUGCGCAGAGUCAAAGAGGACACCGAGAAAGAGCAGCGCAGCGUGAGCGAAAUCGAGAGAAAAGCACAAGCUAAUGAGCAACGCUACACCAAGUUAAAGGAAAAAUACACGGAGCUGGUCCAGAGCCACGCUGACCUGCUGAGGAAGAAUGCCGAGGUGACGCGUCAGAUGACGGUGGCCCGUGCCGCCCAGGAUGAGGUGGACAAUGUGAAAAAAGAGAUGCAGGACAGAUUGAAAGCCGCUCAGGAUACUGCCAGUCAGCAGGAGAAGACUCAGUUAGAGCAGCUUCAAGCUCUACAAGCCGAGCUCAUGUCCAGCAGAUCUGAGCUAGAGACCCUGAAGAGUACCAUCACCUCCUCCCAACAGUCAAACGAGCAGCUCGGUACUCAGCUGUCUGCUCUGGAGGCUGAGAAGACGGGACUUAUGGAGACUGUAUCUCAGAAGGAGGCGGAGCUAGCCAGUUUGGGGGUGGAGUUAGAGCGUGUGCAAAGCAGUCUGACCAAUGAGAGGGAGAGUGGUGUGAAAUCUGCUGAGGCCCUGCAAAACCAACUCAAUGAGAAGGAGAGUCGUGAGCAGGCUCUGGAGAGCGAGCUGGUCUCUCUGCGCUGGGCGGCUCUGCGGGCAGCACUAGAGGAGGCGGGGAGGAUCGUACAGGACAGCUUGAAUCAGCUAGACGACCCCGCGCACAUCAGCUGCACCAGUUCAGCUGAUUACCUGGUGUCCAGGUGCCAGGUGGCUCUGGACUGCGUGGAGAGACUGCAGUCGGCCAGAAACGGCUUUGUAUCAGAUAACACAGAUGUGUCUGGACUGGUGCGGGCAGUGACUCAGUUCGCUCACCUGGUGGGCGAUGUCAUCGUGCAGGGCAGCGCCACCUCCCAUAUGGUGCCGGUGGAGCAAGCUGACGCAUUGGCAGACAACGUGAAGGCGUGUGGCGCAGAGGCCCUGGCGUUGCUCUGCCAGCUCAAGGAGCAGGAGUCUAUGGGGACGGCAGAUUGCUGCCGGCUGAGGGCGGCACUGGAUACCGUGAUGGCCUUGGGCGAGAAGUUGCGUCCUCGGGGUCUAGAACUGCAGCAAGGGGAGCUGGGAGAUCUGGUGGAGCAGGAGAUGGCAUCCACAUCGGCAGCUGUGGAGUCAGCCGCCGCCAGGAUUGAGGAAAUGCUCAAUAAGUCCAGGGCGGUUGACACUGGAAUCAAAAUGGAAGUCAAUGAAAGGAUCUUGGCGUCCUGCACAGAUCUCAUGCAGGCCAUCAAAGUGCUGGUGCUGUCCUCCAAAGACCUGCAGAGGGACAUCGUGGAGAGCGGCAGGGGGGCCGCAUCUAUGAAGGAGUUCUAUGCCAAGAAUUCCCGAUGGACGGAAGGUCUCAUUUCCGCCUCCAAGGCCGUGGGCUGGGGUGCCACCAUGUUGGUUGAUGCAGCUGAUCAGGUGGUGCAAGGCAAGGGCAAGUUUGAGGAGCUGAUGGUGUGCUCACAUGAGAUCGCCGCCAGCACGGCUCAGCUGGUCGCAGCUUCUAAGGUAAAAGCUGACAAGGACAGUCCAAACCUUUCCCGUCUCCAGCAGGCUUCCAAAGGGGUCACCCAGGCCACAGCGGGGGUCGUGGCAUCAACCAAGUCCGGCAAAUCUCAGAUCGAGGACAAAGAAACUAUGGACUUUUCUGCAAUGACACUCACUCAGAUCAAGAGGCAAGAGAUGGAUGCACAGGUUCUGGUGCUGGAGCUGGAGACUCGGCUGCAGAAAGAGCGUGAGCGACUGGGUGAACUGAGGAAGAAGCAUUACGAGCUCGCUGGCGUCGCAGAGGGCUGGGGAGGAGAGGAAGUGGGAACGGGUUGAGACUUGUCGCGUUCUGUGCAGUGGCCCUACAGACGUGGCGCUUGACGUCUUUAUAUACACACUAUCUUUCCCUUCUCCCUUUUUAUUGUACUUUUUAACUCUUUGAUUUCUUUAUUGUACAUUAAAGCCAAAUAAAAGGUGCUUUUUUUCUAACCUGCUCCCUCCCCUGCCCGUGGAGUCUGGAGAUGUGAGGAGUGUGAUGAUAUUGCGCGACGAAGGGGAGGGAGAGGAAGGAAGUGGAUGGCACACCACCUAGUGGACAGAGAGGGAAGUGCAGGCUCGCUGAACUGUCUGAGUAUUUCAUGUCCUCUUCCUCCUUAUACGGAACGGAGAAUCUUCCCCAUGUAGAACAAUUCCGUCUCCCCGUCAAACAUCCCAUGAUGCAUUGCACAAGGGUGAGUCACCCCAUUUUGCAAGAAAUUACACUCUGCUGUGAUUCUUCCAGACUCAACUUUUACAAACAGCAGCAGUGUGCGACUUCCACCUCUCAAACGCAUUCCUUAGCGUUGCGUAGGAUCGCCCUCGUCUGGGUCCGUCCUUCCCUAGUCCCCUAGCAGUGGUCACUGGACUAAAAAGAGUAAUAGAUGAUGACCCACUGUGGACUAACACCUGAUGAAAACUCUAGCAAACUCAACCAAGACUCACUUUUUCUGUAUUUAGUGUUUUUAUGCUAAGCUUUUCUUUGAUUAUGUUCCCGAGGCAUUAAUUUUAUAGGAAA